AUGUCGUCUACCACUGUCACCAAGAAGGACCAAAAAACCGUCGUUGAGAAGAAGGAGACCGAGGAGGAGGAGUUUGAGGAGUUCCCAAUUCAGGAAUGGCCAGAACGUGCCGACGGCGAGGAUGAUGAGGUCAACGUUUGGGAGGACAACUGGGACGAUGAGACCCACGAGAGCGAAUUCUCGAAGCAGCUAAAGGAGGAACUUCGCAAAGGAGGACAUCCAAUCGCCUAA
This is a messenger RNA of Caenorhabditis briggsae, 231 nucleotides long. It is a transcript of the gene Cbr-dss-1, whose product is annotated as Protein CBR-DSS-1. The transcript is spliced from 2 exons. NCBI's taxonomy places the organism in Eukaryota, Metazoa, Nematoda, Chromadorea, Rhabditida, Rhabditidae. Gene Ontology annotation, biological process: proteasome assembly; mRNA export from nucleus; double-strand break repair via homologous recombination. Gene Ontology annotation, cellular component: proteasome regulatory particle, lid subcomplex; proteasome complex. The record is from RefSeq and is a predicted model, not a curated record. The coding region runs from base 1 to 231 and encodes 76 amino acids.